Messenger RNA from Oikopleura dioica, 414 nucleotides. The record is from the annotation of a GenBank genome assembly. Lineage: Eukaryota; Metazoa; Chordata; Appendicularia; Copelata; Oikopleuridae.
AUGAGCUGUGGAGAGCGAGUAACUGAGCUUAUUGGCUCUUCCGACCCUGGUUUUCAAGCAAAAACCGAUGCGAUAAUGGACAAGUACUGGUAUUUUUUCGACAAAGACCGAAGCGAUUCUUUGAGCUGGGAUGAGUGGCGAUACGCGAAUUCUGCCUUUGCUGUGGUUGAUGCUCUUGUGAUUCUGGAAGCGUUUGAUGCGGAUCGUGAUCAAUCUUUGAGCUCGACUGAGCAAAACGCCUGGAGAUCAAAAAUGAGAGAGAUGUUCUCUGCGUUCGGAUACCAGCCAACUCCUGAGCAACAUGCUGCCAUGGUUGCUGCUUGGGCUCUCUCUCAGACAGAUGAUGAUCCCUCCGCUUCACUUAUCGAACUUUCUCGAUUCAAUUUACUCCUAUGGAAUUCUUUCUAUCAAUAA